GGUCCCUGGAUUUCCUUUUGGGCGGUCUCCCGCCCCCCCCACCAAGCGCUCAUGCUGGAGCCGCAGCGCCAUGCGCGAAGCUUCGCGCCCAUGCCUAGCCCGCCAUUGGUUAGCGUAUCAACGCCAAAUUACGCCGCCAGCUUCCACGAGUUUGGGCGCCAGGAUCAGGAGGAGGACGACACCAUGCUUGCCCGAUACCACGGCCGCAUCGAGAUCCGCGGGCCUUUGAGAUUCUGGGGCCUGCAGCAAGCGCGGCCGGAGGCCUUGCAGCCCGUGAGGCAAUUCUUCGACGGCUGGUCGGAGACGCAUUGCGGGCAAAAGCCUCCCUACAUCCUCGCCUUUGUCAACUCUAUGUCCGGCAACUUGCGAGUCUCCCAGGCGAUCAAGAAGCAGCUGAACACCCUGCUGGAUCACAAGUUCACGCCCAGCGGCCGCGGGGAGGUGUAUUUGGCCGGCAGCGUUUGUGAGCUCUCCGAGGUGAGCAACAACGAGAGGCUUCGGGAGCGAAGGAUUUGGAGAUUUGGCGGCCGAACAGCGACCUUGCGGCGGUGCGGAAGGCACGUGCGGGACGUCAUCCGCGACACCAAGCGCCUGAUGGCGGUGGCGAACAUUACCCAGCUGCGCUUCCUGGUGUGCGGAGGCGACGGCACAGUCACCUGGGUGCUACACGAGAUCGAGGCAUGCAAAGACGAGAACCGAGACCUCUUCAAAUUGCGGGAGGAGGAGCCGGCCAUCGGCGUGGUGCCGGCUGGCACCGGCAACGACCUGGCCAGGUCUCUAGGCUGGGGCCCGAAGCUGCGCUCGGUGGCUGCGCUGGUGGGCUACGUGCAGUGGUCCCUGGCAGCAGACAUUGUGCCACUGGACCAGUGGCAGGUGACCAUCACCUUUGACCAGGCGGCGCUGAUGGCUCAGAACGUCUCGGACCUGCGAGGGCCGCCAGCCUUUCGGGAGAAAACCAACGGCAGCCCUACCCAGCACGGCAAGCGAGUGUUUGAGGGCUACUUCCAGAAUUACUUUUCCAUCGGCAUGGAUGCCAGCGUCACGCAUGGAGUGGAGCGUGCGCGCAGGAGCUGCUUAGGAAAGCUGUGCUUCCUCUUUGGCCUGGGCAAGGUUUGCUACGCCGCGCAGGCCUAUCGCACGGGGGGCUUCAGCUGCUGUGCUGCCCCGCUGAGUGUGCAAGGUGAUACGCUUCAAUACCGCUCUAGCGCCUCCUCAGCCGCAAGCACGCCCUGGUCCGAGCUGGAGGUGGGCGGAGUGCGACAGCUCACGCUGAUGAACAUCAACUCUUAUGGCUCUGGACGUGUGGUGCUAUCCCGGGAGGAGCUGAGUCAGACUUCUCCGUCGGAUCAUUUGCUGGAGCUGGUGACCCUCAGCAACGCCUGCCGCUUUGGCUGCGUGAUGGCCGGCGGCACUGCGGAGGUCCUGAAGCGCCCGGCAGCCUUGAAGCUGACCUUGGAGCGUCCAGAGGCCGUCCAGAUGGACGGCGAGUCCUGGGUACUGCCAGCGGGGUGCCAGCUGGAGGUUCGGUGGCACCGCACCGUGCGCAUGCUGCGGCCCCCGACCUGCCCCAUGGGUUCCUGGUCUGGCCGCCAAGUGCCGGGCUUUUGGCAUCCCAAGGAGCCGCCGUUCUGAGAGGCGACUGUGAGACGACUUCAAGCGCGCGUUUCAACCCUUGCAGUGUCUGGCCGCGACAGGCUGAGGCCAAUUUGUUUACGGCGACAUCCA
This is a messenger RNA of Effrenium voratum, 1725 nucleotides long. Lineage: Eukaryota; Dinophyceae; Suessiales; Symbiodiniaceae. The record is from the annotation of a GenBank genome assembly.